This is a messenger RNA of Nyctereutes procyonoides (raccoon dog), 3949 nucleotides long. It is a transcript of the gene APOL6, whose product is annotated as apolipoprotein L6. NCBI's taxonomy places the organism in Eukaryota, Metazoa, Chordata, Mammalia, Carnivora, Canidae. Gene Ontology annotation, biological process: lipoprotein metabolic process; lipid transport. Gene Ontology annotation, molecular function: lipid binding. The record is from RefSeq and is a predicted model, not a curated record. Gene Ontology annotation, cellular component: extracellular region; membrane. The transcript has 4 exons. Bases 190 to 1197 code for a protein of 335 amino acids.
UCUCAAAGCCAUGUUCUCCGAGCAAGCUGCCUUUAUGAGGGAGCUGGUUUGCAGGACAGGGGCCUCUGGACAGCAGAAUGAGGCUGAAGGCUCCCCAGGCAGGCAAAGAACAACUGCCAUAAAUACAAGCUCACAAGUGGAAAAAGAGAAGAACGUGGUGUGCCUCCCGAAGACACCUCUAAUUCUCCCAUGGGCACAGCGAGGUCAGUUUUGGGGCCACAGGAGCCGCUGGACAACCAGGCAGAGACAAGAUGCUCGAGGGACCAGGAGGGCAUCCUUCUGAGGGAGGGCAUGCAGCAACAAGAUAGGGACCUGUCUGCUGAAGAAAUAAGGUUUUUGGAAGAGUAUCCCAUCAUCAAAGAAGAGCUGGAAGCGAACAUCAGAAAACUCCAUGCCCUUGCAGACCACGCUGACGCAGCUCAUAGAAUGCAGAUCAAGACCAACAUGGUGACCAACUCCAUCGCGGUGACCUCAGGAGCCAUGAACUUCCUGGGUCUGGCCCUCGCUCCAGUAACAGCGGGAGGAAGUCUGAUGCUCUCUGCUGCUAGUAAAGUUUUGGGAACAGCAGCCACGACCACCAGCAUCUUCACCAAUGUUGUGGAACACUUGCAAAAUCAAGACAUCCAAGCUCAGGUCAGCAGCCUAGUGUCUACCCACAGCCACGACGUCCGGGAGGCUGCGGUCUGCGCCAUGACAGUCGGGAAGAUGGCCUAUGAUUAUAGGAGUAAAAUCAAGGACGUCAAGAGGACCAUCCAUGCCCUUCAGAUAGCCAGGGAGCGCCCGCGUCUGGUCACUGCUGCCAAGCGCCUCAUGACCACUGGCCAAGUCUCGGCCCGGAGGAGCAGGCAGGUGCAGAGGGCCUUCAAGGGCACCACGCUGCUGAUGACCAGAAGUGCUCGCCUGAUGGGGAGUGUCAUGGCUGGCCUCUCCCUCCACUCGGAUCUGACCACCCUCCUGAAGAACUGGAAGCAACUGAAAGAGGGAGCAAGCAGCACACUUGCAGAAGAGCUGAGGGCCCAGGCUUGGGAGCUGGAAACGAAGCUGACAGAACUCUCCCAGCUCUAUGAGAGCCUGCGGCACAAGAAACUGUUGCAAGAGCAAAGGCCCAGGAGCUCAUUUUUUUUAUUUUAUUUUAUUUUUUAUUCUCUUUUUUUUUCUUUUUUUUCUUUUUUUUUCUUUCCCAGAAGCUCAUCUUAGGUGGAGCCAAGGGGUCUCCGCCUUGCCCCCUCAUCCCCCCUGCCUCCAGGCAGGUGGGCAGACGUGACAAGGCAGGAUCCCAGGUGACAGGAGAGGAUGAGGGCAGGUGGAGCCCACAGGUCACUGGGCAGAAAGAAGGGCACAGGGUAGGGGCAGGCUGGGUUGUGGGCAGAGGCGAUGCCUGGAGUGUUAGCAACCGGGAGGGCCCACUGGGUCCUGAGGGUGCUGCGAGCCAGUGAGCAUGGUGAGGUCAAUCCGUCCUGCCUCCCCUCUCCAGCCUGCUUCCUUUUGUUCCCUCUCCCUCUGCUGGGGGCAGGGGCACCUCAUUCCCACUGCCUCUCCCGUGUCCCCGUCACUCCCUCUCCCACUAGGUCCACAGGAAGCACAUGUGGAUCGGUGCGGGGGCUAUAAUACAUGCAGAGGAUGAGCCAGGAGGGUCCCCAAGGUGAGGGGUCUCCAGUGCUCUGCUCCCUUCCUCCCCCACCUCUAGGAAUGCCCAGUAAUUCUCUGGGGUUUGCAUACAAAAAGAUGUCACUGGAACCUGCUCGACCGGAUUCCAUCAGAAGGAGAGAGGCCCAGGGGCCCUUUCUCCCCGCAAGUUCAGAGCAACUUAGGAUGUCCUCUCCAGGCUUCCCGGUUCACCUGUCUUCCUGUGAACUCCUUUCUUACAUCUCAGCUGCUAUUCUGAAAGCCAUGCAUGGACAUUAAAUGCAACUUUUUAAAAUCCAGGCAAGUCAGACACAGGGGUUAGACAUAAGGCAGCAAUCAAGGGUGGCUCCUGUUGGCAGUUUGGCGUAGAAUUUCCACCCCGUGCUUCUCUUGCCUUGGGGUGUCAGAGGGCCAGCCUUGCUGACUUGUCAUGAGACUGCCCAAUGGAGACCCUCCCUCGAGGCUGUGAUACAUGAUAGAUUUUUUUCCUGCGGCCUAGAGUUUUCUCUGUCCCUCUCAUUCUCCAUUCCUUCUAGAACUUCCCAUCUUGCUGUUUUCACUUAGUGAUAUUUUCCAACCAUUCUAUAUUUCACUUCAUUUUUAGACUUUUUUAAUGUUGCAAAAUAGUCUCUCUCUCUUUUUUUUUUUUUUUUUUUUUUAAGAUUUUACUUAUUUAUCCAUGAGGGACAGAGAGAGAGAGAGAGAGGCAGAGACACAGGCAGAGGGAGAAACAGGCUCCAUGCAGGAAGCCUGACAUGGGACUUGAUCCCUGGGCUCCAGGAUCACGCCCUGGAUCAAAGGCAGGCGCCAAACUGCUGAGCCAUCCAGGGAUCCCCACAAAAUAGUCUCUUGAUUAUAUAUACGAUCUUUUAUUUUUUAAUUUUAUUCUAAAGAUUUUAUUCAUUUAUUCAUGAGAGACAGAGGCAGAGACACAGCAGAGGGAGAAACAGGCUCCCUGCAGGGAGCCCGAGAUGGGACUUGAUUCCCAGACUCCAGGAUCAAGCCCUGGGCCAAAGGAGGCGCCAAACCAGGGAGCCACCCGGGGAUCCCUAUAUAUGAUCUUUUAAAGUAGACAUGUGUUAGUCAUCAUUCUCUGUUUUAAGUGACCAAAAGUAAGGCAAACUGGCCUACACAAAAAAGGGAAUUUAUUGACUCAUGGGCUUAAAAAGCUUAGGGAUCCAGCGGCCUGCAGGUGCAUCUGGACCCAGAGAGUAAAAAUGAUGUCACCAGGCAUUUGUCUUUCCAUUUCUCAGACAGGCCUGCACGAGCUUCAGACAAGAGGCACGCCCCCCAACUCCUCCACACCCCGCUGCACCCCCUUCAGCCGGGGAAAGGAGCAGGGCAGACCUCCAGGGCCCACUCUGAGUGGUCAGGACUGGGUCACGUGCCUUUGCCUGUGCCGGUUGCAGGUCUGAGCUGGGGAUGCUACGGAGUACGUGAGUGGAGAAAGGAGUCCAAAGAGGAAAAGCCACAAGUGGUACAGUAGCUGCCCUCCUCUUUCAGGGACAUUUAGAUGACUUCGUGUUUUUUUUUUUUAUUAUUAUGCACAGUGGUACAAUGAUAUCUGCGUGCCAAAAUCUUGUUGCAUCAUUAUUACAAUGUUUUUUUUCUUAAAAUAGAAUCCAUGAAUUGAGGUGUCCUGAAUAAAGAAGGAUCAUAUGAAGGGAAAGGAGGAGUCUCCUCCUACCCCCCAAUACAGUAGUGAAAUACAUCAUGGGAAGCCGGGGAAAGAUUUAGAGUGGAGGGGAAAGAGAGGCACUAUCCUCAUUUCGGUCCACAGCCCGACAGUCCCGUUGUCCGCACCCCGCCGUCGAGGGGAGAAAUGCUUGCCAUGCCAUGCCACUGUGCUUUCUGCUUUUGCUGUCUUGUUUCUUCGUCCGAAGUUCUUCACAAGCAGAAUGAUGGCAGAAAAACUCUCUGAAGGCCUGAUAUAAUACGGAAGCCACUUAAGGAUCAACAGGGCCGCGUGUAAACCUUGUUCGGACCAAAAGCCUGACUCAGGGCCCGGCACGCUCAUGGGUCAUGCACCUGCUUCGUGAAUGAGCGGCCCCAAGGGAACCAUCCUGUCCUUGAGACGUCAAUCAAUGCUCCUAGGCCCUGCAUCCCUGUCUGCCGGCCUGCGAAUCUAUAAUCAUUAGAGCUUUUACAAGAUGUAAAAAAGGCUGUAACCCUGUACAAAUUGUUCAUUUUCUUCCCCGGGAAGGGCGUGCGUUCCCGGGCAGCUGUUCUUCCUGACUUGAGCUCUUUCUUACUUUUAGAGAUUUUAAAAGGUGUGUUCGUUGUUGUGUCCACAAUAAAUAAAUAAACAAUAAGUAAAUAAACA